CAGUAACGCGGCGUGUGAUGCUCAGCCUCUUUUCUUUCACCAAAGCCGCCCGACGGAUCCGCUCCGUGCGCUGAGCGUCGCCGUCAAGGCCCCUCCCGUGGGCGGCGCAUCGCUAGGCCGCCGCCCGCUCCUCCUCGAAGCCCCGGCCCCCGUCGGCGCGCACUUUCCCCUGCCUGGGACGGGCGGGCGGUCACCAUGGGCAGCAAGAUGGCGGCCGCCAGUAGGGUCGUUCAGGUAGUGAAGCCACAUACACCCUUAAUUAAGUUUCCAGACAGAAGAAGUACUCCCAAACCUACAAUACAGGAGCCUCUACAGUCAAGAGUGCCUCUGCCUCAUGGUUCAGCCUCACAACUCUCUGCAGGAGGUGGGCCGGCACCAUCUACAAAUAUUUCAUUCUCCAGUAGAAUUCAAGGCACACCUGACACUUCAGAAUUAGUAAAAACGUUACCUCAAAAAUAUAGAAGGAAACCCAUGUCGGUGGAAGAGAUGGAGUAUAUCCAACGUGGAGGUCCAGAAUAACGCACAAGACUCCGGUUAGCUACUGGUGUACAACAAACUCUUAUAUUCACAACAAAGGCCUUCCUCACUCUCUGAAUGUUAUAAAAGUCUAAAAGCAAAUAGCUUUGUUAAAGGUAUUUCACGAGGGAUGAGAAGGUAAAUGCUUCUUCAGAAAGUGGCGGUGUCCUAGAACAGAAGACCAUUCUGUUUUGAGUAAUUGUGACUCCACUUUAUACAACUCUACAAUUAAAAUUUUAUUUUAUUUGUUCUACUUAGCAAUAAUGGUUUUGUUAUCUCCUUUGUAGCUGUUGUUGAUACACUAAGGAAGAACAGCAAAAUCUCGUGAUGUUUUCACUGUUCAUGUAAUGCCUGUCUGGCAUGAAGGAAAGCAAUAUUUAUUUCUUCUCUCCAACAGCAUCAAUCAUGUCCUUUGGGAGAGUUUUUUUAAAGGGUGGGGGAUGUAAGAGACAGUAUCAAGACAGAACUUGCAGGUGUUAGUGGAUGAAUUGUAUUUAUUAAACAUCAGUUACAUAUUAUUGCAAACUUAUCUGCCUGCUCUUUUGGAAAUAAAUACAGGCCUCCAUUCUUGACAAUUCCACUUGUAGGUUCUACUCUCACUCAGCCUGCUUGUCAGAUGAAAUGUAGUCCAAAUAUGCAGGAACUCGUUUUAAAAUGUAUCUCUAAGUUAUACUAAUGACUAGAGGUUUUUCUUUUGAAAUCUCAAAAGAAUAAGAAAUUAAAAUGUUUGCACCAUCUACUCAUCAAUCAAGUUUAGUAUUGAUACUAUCCUUUGGUCUCAAAAUGGAUUUUGUUCCUGUGAUCCUCAUCAGUUGUGAUGUGAAAUGAGGAUCUUCUGAAGGCUCAGGUGCCCAUUUAUUUUAAUGAAAUGAGGCAUCUAUCAGUACACAUAGUAGCAGCCAGAGAUACCCUCCCAACACCAGUGUCACUGUUGCUUAUCUAUAGUAAGGUCAGGCCUACCCAGUUAUAUGGCUGGGAGCAAUACAAUCAAUCUGACACUCCUGCUGCACCCAUGUCGUCCUGACCUUGCUCCUGCUCAUCUUUGUGCUUUAGAAAUAUAUUAUAAGUUCAAGCUACUAACAUCAGUUAGAGUUGAGGCCUGGAACUUUUUCCCCAAGUUUGCAAGGAUCACUGGAAAUGGUUUCUGAGUGGGGGGGGGGAGAGGGGCAGGGAUUGAUAAAGCUGUGUUCUUAAGUGAGAAUUCUAUAAGUGGAAAGUGUUGGAAGUAUAGGGAGAUCCAUUUAUGUAUAAAUUUCAUUGUAAAGAGGUUUCCCAUCUAUUGCAUACAGCUUCCAGACACUGAAUCUGGAACUUUUUUAAAAUGCAAAGCAUACAUGCUACCACUGAACUAUAGCACUUCUUAAAAAUAAAUGCAUGAAUGAAAUCUGCCAAGAAAGGCAAUAAACACGCCUUGCAAAUAAAAUGCUGGUCGCAUCCACAUUGUAGCAGGAUAUCUGCUUCCCUUUUGAUUCCCUGGUCAUCAUGAAAUGACAUUUCCGUUUGAACAAAAUGGGUUCUGCUCCAACCUACAUCAAAUUGUGGAAUCUUCUAAAUGUGAUGGGUUGAUUACAAAUAAAGCUGCAACUGUUAA
Molecule: messenger RNA, 2107 nt
Organism: Podarcis muralis (Common wall lizard)
Lineage: Eukaryota; Metazoa; Chordata; Lepidosauria; Squamata; Lacertidae
Source: RefSeq, a predicted model, not a curated record